AUGAAUGAUGAACUUACAACCCAAGCAUCACAAGCACCAAUUGUUUUGAAAUUAAAAAAAUAUGAGGAUAUUAUUCUUCCCCAUUCAUCUCGUUUAUCAACAGAUACUUUAAAUGAUAAUUCUUCGUCAUCGUUUAUUCCACUUAACGAAACUCCUAUUAUUACAACAGUAUCACCUUCAUCACUUCGUGUUAAAUUAAAAAAACCAUUAUUUAAUGGUGAUGAUGACGAAUAUAUAAAUGCAAAUUCAUUAGAAGUAACAUCUCGUCCAGCAAAACGUAGUAAAAAAUCUUCAGCAAAUGAUAAUAUCUAUAAUAAUAUUUCUGAAUUAAAUAAUGAUUUAAUAUCUACUCAACAAAAUAUGAACGAAAUCAAACAAGAUCAUUGUAUUAUUAAUGAACAACCAUCAAAUUCUCCAUUAGUUCUUAAAAUUCGUCGAGAUAGUUUAGCUUCAACUAUUGGAAAUUCAACCACAGUUGAAACAGAAACAAAUCGACAAUUAUUACUUAAACUUAAAAAAAAUGAAUAUGGUGAAUUAACUACGAGAACAAUUCCAAAUGAUAAUUCAUCAAAUGUACUACACAAUAAUAAUAAUAAUAAUAAUAAUGAAUAUACAAAUGGUCAUAAUGAUUCAUUGAAUAUUCCUCUACAACAAGGAAAUAAAUCUUUAAAUCAACCACAUAUAACUAAUAUGCUAUCAAAUUUAAGUGAUGAUAAUCAAUGGAAUGAUCAUCAAAUAAAUAGUAAUCAUACUCCUCAACAAACAACAACUACUAGUCAUAUUUCUAUGGAUGUUACUCCUACUCCUUCGACAUUAUCAACAGCAGCUGAAAAUCAUACAAAAGAACUUUUAGAUGAAGCAUUGGAUAGUGUUAAAAGUGUUUUAAUGCAAACAUUUAGGAAAAAUUUAGAAGCAGGCGGUGAUCUUAAUUCCUUGAAAAGUACUUUAGGUUCAGAUGAAGUAGCUGAAGUAUUUCUGUCGAAAUUAAGAGAAUCACUUAAACGUGAAACAAUAUCAACAACAGAGAAUGAACAAAAAACACCGGAACAUAUAAAUACAAAUAUAGAAAUUCGUCCAAGUCAACCAACUACACCAUCUUCUUCUUUAAAUACAAUUAUUUCUCCAAUAAUGAAUGUUGUUUCACCAUCUCCUUCAUCAUCACCUCUUCCAUCAAUAUCAACAAUAAUAUCAAAAACAAAUUCUUCACCUUCGACACCAAUUCCUACAUCACCUCAACCAAUAACAGUUGCUACUACUACUACUAAACGAAAAAAUUCUAAUCCAGUAUCAAAUCCGAAUCGUUUUGAUGGUACAACAGAAGAAGAAUUAACAAAACGUCUUCUUUCAGAUAUUCUUCAACCAAAUCUUGAUAUUGUUUUCGUUGGUAUUAAUCCAAGUCUUUAUGCUGUACAUAAAGGACACCAUUAUGGUGGACCUGGAAAUCAUUUUUGGAAAUUACUUCAUAUGUCUGAUUUAAUUCCAAAUGCUUUUACUGCUGAUGAUGAUUAUCGUAUGCCACAUUAUGGUAUUGGUUUUACAAAUAUUGUACAACGACCAAGUAAAGCUGGAUCAGAUAUAACAAAAGAUGAAAUUACAGCUGGGGCAGAAAUAUUAAUGCAAAAAAUAAAAAUGUAUAGACCAAAAAUUGUUGCAUUCAAUGGAAGAGGCAUUUAUGAAGUCUAUGCAAAUAAUAAACAUUUUCAUUAUGGUAAACAACCUGAUCUAUUUCUUGAAACAGAUACACAUGUUUUUGUAAUGCCAUCAUCAAGUGCUCGUUGUUCACAAUUACCACGUGCUGAAGAUAAACUUCCAUUUUAUGUUGGUUUAAGAAAAUUACGUGAUUUUGUUAAUGGUACAUUACACACAUUAAAUGAAGCUGAAAUAACAUUUCCAGAUAUUAAAAUCAAAGAUACAGAUGAUGUUUUACAAAAGACAAUUAUACGUAUAAGUAAUAAACCAUUUUCUGAACUUUCACCUGAAACAUUAAAAUCAUAUGGUGAUAAAAUACCACAAAGUCAAAUGACAUCAAAAUAUAAAACAGAUAUGAUAACAACUCAAACAAUGUCUAUUCUACAUAAUCAACAAAAUGGAAAUUUACUUAAUUAUGAUCAACAAGGAUCACUACAUAAUGGAAUCAUAUCAUCAAAAACGUCACUCACAGAAAACUCAGCAAUAGCAAUGAAUGAUACAGAUGCAGCUGUACUUGCAGCAUUAGCUAAUGGUGUAUAUAGUUCAUCAUCUCCAUCACGUCAAUCUCAAACUAUUUAUAUUGGUAGACAACAACAACAACAAUCUAUUUCGUAUUCAGGAUCUUCUUUGAAAAAUAAUUCUACAAAUCUAAACUGUCGUUCAUCAACUCCACCACCUUCAUCUCAUACAAUUCAUCAUUUACCAUACUCAUCUUUAAAUGAUCAUUCAUUACAAUCUUCUCCUUCUUCUUCAUUUCUAUCAUCAAAUUCUCAAAUAGUUUCUCAUCAGAUAGUUCUUAUGAAUCCUAAUGAACGAACAUCAUCAUCAUCAAUUAAUUCAAUAGCUAAUUCAACUUCAUUGAAAGAUCUAUUAUCUAGUCAACAACCAACACAAAAACAACAAUUUGCUAUACCAACAAUUCCAUCUAUUGUACAAACAUCGAAUAUGAAUCUUCCUAAAACAUCGUAUACGACUAAUAAAAUUUUAAAUAAUUCGACUGAUGAUGGUCUUUAUCUUCGUUAUGAACGUGAACAACCGUCAAAUCAAAAUUCAUUUCAUUUUUCAUAUAUUAUUGAUGAAUAUUCAUCAUCAAUUCCUAAACGUUCACGAUAUGUUUCAAUAAAUGAUUUAUAA
This is a messenger RNA of Adineta steineri, 2823 nucleotides long. Lineage: Eukaryota; Metazoa; Rotifera; Eurotatoria; Adinetida; Adinetidae. The record is from the annotation of a GenBank genome assembly.